Messenger RNA from Talaromyces amestolkiae, 2475 nucleotides. RefSeq lists its product as uncharacterized. The coding region runs from base 1 to 2475 and encodes 824 amino acids. Lineage: Eukaryota; Fungi; Ascomycota; Eurotiomycetes; Eurotiales; Trichocomaceae. The record is from RefSeq and is a predicted model, not a curated record. The transcript is spliced from 4 exons.
AUGGCCAUGCCGCAGUCACCGCCCCAUGAAGGCUACGGCAACAUUCCUUAUCCUAAUGAUCCAACGCAAUUAAGUCGCGGUUACGGCAUGUCUACAGAUUCUCGGCCGACUUCUUAUAUCGCAAAUUCGAUUGUACCCUCUGAUUUCGCAGUCGCGCAACCAACUUUGGGAACAAAUCCAUCGCAGACAGCCUACCCGUCACGAUUCAACGAAGAGAUCGACAUGUCCCAGCGAGGCAGUCCCAUAAUGAUGGAUGGUGCAAAUGGAGGAACUGGUUUGCAAAGAAGCGAAUCGCAAAUGUCACAUAAUAGCAUUGCGCCAUCAAGAAGCGGCACAUUGAAGAAGAAGGCGUCGCUGAGUCGGAAAGGGAGUUUGAAACGAAGCGGUAGCAGGCGCAGUCUUCGUGCUGGCAGUGUAAGGAGCCUCAACCUCGGCGAAAGAGAGAAGUAUGGUAGCGACGAUCCCAAUAGCGCUUUCUACGUGCCAAUUCCGACGAGCGGUAGCCCAACAGAAGAGCUCGCAAAUCGCUUUCAAGCUUGGCGGAAGGUACUCAAGGAUCUCAUUGUCUUUUUCAAGGAUAUCCAGAAAUCAUACGAAACGAGAGCAAAGCUUCUACUUUCGGCGGGUAAUAUCAUGAACAACACAACCCUUCCAUCAACUUUCCUCGACUCCGGCGGCCUAGGGGAUGCGACAGAAAUUCUACGUGAUUACCACAAGCAAGGUCUUAUUGAAGCCAACAAGGCUAAAGAAGUCGAAAGCGAAGUGAUCCUCCAAUUGACUGGCCUUAGAAGCGACCUACAACAGAAGACCAAGGAAAUUAAAGGUUUGUCUGGAGACUUCAAAAACAGCGUGGACAAAGAAGUCGACAAUACGCGAAAGGCUGUCAGAAACCUACAGGAAAGCCUAGGUCUCGUUGAUGUUGACCCCUCGGCUACGUCAGGCAGACAUGAUCCCUUCAUUCUUCGACUGCAAGUGGACAAGCAAGUCGACAAACAGAUUGAGGAGGAGAACUACCUUCACAGAGCAUAUUUGAAUCUGGAAAAUUCCGGUCGUGAACUGGAGGCAAUCGUAGUUGGAGAGAUACAGAAGGCUUAUAAUGCCUAUGCUAGUAUCUUGAAGCGCGAGGCGGACGUCGCCUUGGAUGCUGUAGAGAAGCUUCGAGCCGGUCCCAUCUCCAUGCCCAAAGAUCACGAAUGGAACAACUUCAUUGCAGAAAGUGAACAACUUGUUGAUCCUAGAAUACCUGUUCGCAGCUUUGAUAACAUCAGUUAUCCUGGUAGGGAUCAUCCAGCUGCCGCUGAGAUCCGGUCAGGUAUGCUUGAGCGCAAGAGCAAAUACUUGAAGAGUUAUACCCCUGGAUGGUAUGUCUUAUCACCAACACAUCUACACGAGUUCAAAUCGGCCGAUCGAGUAGCUUUCCAAACACCGGUCAUGUCUCUCUACCUUCCGGAACAAAAACUAGGAUCGCACUCGCAGCCAGACUCUUCGUCCCAUAAAUUCAUGCUCAAAGGAAGACAGACAGGCGCCAUGCAUCGUGGUCAUGCCUGGGUCUUCCGGGCCGAGUCUCAUGAUACAAUGAUGGCAUGGUUUGAUGAUAUCGCGUCUCUAAGUGAGAAAACCGGCGAGGCUCGAAAUGCAUUUGUCAGGAACCACGUUCGAAGCCUAAGUGGUAAUAGUGUUCGGCCGAGUUCCAUCAGUAGCGACGGAGUCAUGGAUGAAGACGAAGCCGAUCGGACUCCCUAUUCGAGCCAGUCCGCUGUCCUUCGAAGAGCCUCUUCCGUAAAAGCAGAGACUCCAGCACAGCGCCCUUCACCAGGUGGGCGAUUCCCAAGUGAUGUACAGAUCGAUCGUCACUUACAGGCAACUAUGUCAACUUCUAGUGGAGAAAGCACUGGUGUCCGAGAAGCUUUAGCCGAUGCCGUGGCCCUCCCGGGAUCUGGCAUUCUAUACGAAACGAGUCAACAACAACCCCAGGAAAUGACCUACUCGUCCCUACCUAUAGAUGGCCAGCUGGCUUAUCGACCAGCAGACGUGAACCAUGAAACUCACGGAACGUGGUCAGGAAGCGCCAAUCAAAAUCCCGGCUAUGUCCAGGAUCACAAUUUUGGUCAACAAGAGCAAGUUUAUCGUCAACAUCCUGUCACGUCCCCUUCACAGGCUCCUAUUGUUGUCGCAAGUGAGAUCACAGACAGACGCGAUGUAAACUCAACUCAAACUCCGGCAAACGGUGCAAUCUAUGCUGUUGAAGCUGAAAAUGCUUCGUCGCUUAAUAGACAGGAGUCCCAACGAUCCCGACAGACUCACUCUACAUAUUCACUGAUGGCUUCGACCCCAGCAUCUGAAGCAACUUCUCCACUAUUUGACAACGCCAAUGGCUUAGUAUCAAAACGUCCCAAUCCGCAGUCAAAGGAGAGUGCCUCAACAAUUGACAUGCUCAAAAUGCCAGGAAGAUAUCCUCGCCAAAUGACAGGCUAA